Messenger RNA from Lactuca virosa, 1341 nucleotides. The record is from the annotation of a GenBank genome assembly. Lineage: Eukaryota; Viridiplantae; Streptophyta; Magnoliopsida; Asterales; Asteraceae.
AUGAAGCACAUGAAGCCGCCCUUCAUGAAGCACCAGAAAGCAGCCGAAUUACAAACCGGACAAUCACCCCUACUAUUGGACCAAAUUCCAAGAUUAACUGAAACGGAAACAUCGCCAUUUACACAGUUCAUAAUGUGGUCAUUGAGUGGAUCCAGAUAUUCUGGUUUGAAUUCCGUAUCCAUGAAUCAUGAUAACAUCAUUCAUGUGGUUAAGAAGAACCUCACAGCCAUUAUUUGGACCUGUAAAUGUCAGGAGUCUAUUUGUUUCAAGAGCUGUUACUGGCUCUAUUUCUUUGAUAACUUUCAUCUACUGAGAUUACCAUUGUCUCAAGCCAUGCUCUUGAGCUUUACAAUUCCAUUAAUGGCUUCAAUAUCUGUAGGAUUCAUUCUUCAUGAGAAUUUUAAAAUUGAAGAAAUAGCAGGAAUUGCUUCAAGUUUCUUUGGUGUAAUCUUCAUCAUCAGUUCAAUGGUCAGCGUGCAAGGUACAGAAGGAGGUCAACAAGUAGAUGAAGUACAUUAUUUUUAUGUGUUUUUGAUUGGUUUAUUAUCAUCAUUGACUGGUGGAAUGAGCUACUGUUUUAUAAGGGCUGGAGCUAAACAGUCUGAUCAACCUGUGGUCACUAUAUUUUCCUUUGGUUUAGUCUCUACUCCUGCUGCAACAAUAUGCAUGAUCACAUUUGAAGAUUUUGUGUUGCCUAGCUUCUAUUCUUUCCUUCUUAUGAUUAUACUUGCCAUACUGGCGUUUGUUGCUGAGAAUGGGUUCUACCCUUUGAUGCCUUUAACAACACUCCUUGUUUGUUGCCUUCAUGGAUAUCACAAGCAUCUACUCACCAAAAGGGGUAGGGAAGGGGACCAGGGGAACUCCUUUAAAUUCUCUUUGUUUGCAAAUAAAAAGUUUGGAAGUUGGAAGUAUCGGAGAGUUUUUAUCAGCUGCUUUGCAGCCUCAGAGCCAUUAGCUCAAGCUAGUACAGCAAAAUCAAGAUUUUCUGCAAAGGAUUACAUUGAUCAUAUGGCACUUGUGCGUGCAUAUGAAGGAUGGAAAGAAGUUGAAAGAGAAGGAUCUGCUUAUGAAUAUUGCUGGAGGAAUUUCCUUUCUGCUCAAACACUUCAAGCUAUACAUUCUUUAAGGAAUCAGUUUAUCCAUAUUUUGAAAGAUGCUCAAUUACGUGAGACUAAAUCAGGGAUUAACAACAGACUGAGUCAUAAUCAAUCAUUAGUUAGAGCCAUUAUAUGCUCAGGCCUUUUUCCUGGCAUUGCAUCUGUAGUGGUCGGUGGUGGCGAAGUUCAAUACCAUGGUGAGGUUGCAAGGCUUAAAGUUGCCAUGAAGAUUGUCAUAGGAUAA